This is a messenger RNA of Salarias fasciatus (jewelled blenny), 1008 nucleotides long. Its product is annotated as L-xylulose reductase-like. Lineage: Eukaryota; Metazoa; Chordata; Actinopteri; Blenniiformes; Blenniidae. The coding region runs from base 56 to 790 and encodes 244 amino acids. The transcript is spliced from 8 exons. Gene Ontology annotation, biological process: xylulose metabolic process; glucose metabolic process. The record is from RefSeq and is a predicted model, not a curated record. Gene Ontology annotation, molecular function: L-xylulose reductase (NADPH) activity; carbonyl reductase (NADPH) activity.
CAGCCCCAGAAACGCGCCUCUCACUCGGCCUGCUGAGGAGCGGCGGCCCGGAAACAUGGAGGAGACGCUGCAGGGGAAGCACGCUGUGGUGACAGGGGCAGGGAAAGGCAUCGGCAGAGCGGCGGCUCUGGCUCUGGCCCGCUGCGGGGCAAAGGUCACCGCUGUCACACGCACGCAGGCUGACCUGGACAGCCUGGUGCAGGAGUGCCCGGCCAUCGCCCCGGUGUGUGUGGACCUGGCGGACUGGGCGGCCACCGAGGCGGCGCUGCGGGACGUCGGCCCCGCCCACCUGCUGGUCAACAACGCCGCCUGCGCCAGCCUGCAGCCGUUCCUGGAGGUCACGGAGGAGCAGUUCGACCGGGCCUUCAGUGUGAACGUGAAGGCGGUGCUGCACGUGUCCCAGAUCGUGGCUCGAGGAAUGAAGGAGAGGAAACAUGGCGGCUCCAUCGUCAACGUGUCCAGCCAGGCGUCGCAGUGCGCCCUGAGAGACCACGCCGUCUACUGCGCCACGAAGGGGGCCGUGGACAUGCUGACUAAAGUCAUGGCUCUGGAGCUGGGACCACACCAGAUCCGAGUCAACGCCGUCAAUCCCACCGUGGUGCUGACGGACAUGGGCCGUGUGGGCUGGAGCGACCCGGAGAAGGCCCGGACCAUGACGUCCCGCAUCCCGCUGGGCCGCUUCGCAGAGGUGGAGGAGGUGGUGAACAGCAUCCUCUUCCUGCUGAGCGAUAAGAGCUCCAUGAUCAGCGGCGUGACGCUGCCGGUGGACGGAGGCUUCCUGGCCUGCUGAGGACCUGAGGAACGCCUCCACCCGACUCCCCUCCGUCAGCUCGCAGCCUGUUACAUGUUCUGAUCGUUUUCAAAUUAUUGGAAAAGAAUCACUUUUCUACCGUCAACACUAGCACAUGCUAGCAGAAAGCCGCGGCUUUCUGCUAGCAUGUGCUAGCGUUGACGGUGGAUUUAUCACUUUAACUCAUUUUGAUGAAACACACUUCAAAAUAAAAGCAU